AUGCACAGUUCGGGCUUCCAGUGAUGGCUUCUCAGCUCCCCUCAGGGUAGAAGUCCCUCUCGUGGUGCAGGCUGCCAACGUUUAUCACCAAAGAUGUCCCUCGGGCUAAUCUAGGUCUGCUGAUAAUGGCCUCCAAUCACGGAAUUGGCUUCAACAGUUGGUGAACAGGUACCACGGCGCCGCGUGGAUUCCUCCGGAGCGUUGUUCCCUCGGGAAAGGCUUCGUCCACCUCGGUACAGACUCAAAGUCCCUCCGGCCUAGUCAACUGCUGAAAAUUCUGGAAGUCGGUAAAGUAGCUCUCCUCUAUCCCACCGCUGCCACCAUGAAAUCUCUUGUGAUUUCAAUUGCAUGUUCAACCGUGAAUGUUGAUCAUCGAACAUGUCUUUUAGUUGGGAUAGUCGUUGGUUCGGAGCGGAGCUAAGUCCGGCUCAAGGAGAGUUAGAGGUGACUUCUUAACUUCCAAAAACACAACUCCAAUUGAAGAAGGAUUUAUUAAAGGAUAUUAAUGUAGUGCCCAGAGGCACUUACAGAAUGUCCUGUUGAAACCGAUACAAAGAUACAAAAGAAUGAAUGAAUGAAUCCUAUAUUACUCUCAACAUGAGUAUUUAUAAUGCUCGUCUUAGGCGUUGGUCAAAGGAGUUGGGGCUGUAACAGUAUGCACGUGGUGGUGACACAUGAGAGUUGCACAAAGACAUUUAGUUCGUACCACUUGGUGACAACUCCAAGCAUGUGUGCACUUUUGUGUUGGGCAGCCUUUGUUAACCUAGAUUAGUCAUAACCUAAGAAUCGAGCCACAUAAUGUUAUAAUACAAUAAAAUUUACACUUUUAAUUAUACUUUCUUAGGUCUUUUAUUACACCUCAAAUGACUGUUAGUUUUCCUCAUUCCUUUCAACUGCUUCCCGCAGGAACAAAGAAAAGCAAAAGCAUGUUUUAUUGGUUCAAUCUCAAUGGAGUUCCCACAGUUAAUACAAGUCGCGCUGUACAUCACCUAGCUUCGCUGACCUUGAAACAUAAGAACAUACAGUCGAAAAGUUACCACCUCCCAAAUGAAAACUGCUCUUGUAAACUGUGUACCAUUGUUCCACCUCGGAAAGGCAACUUGGUCCUUGUUGAGAAACGGUCCUUCGUCUCACGAAGGAAUUACGCAGAUUGAGGGUAAGAUUUCACGUUCACACGGCGGCAGAUAAGAAGAUUGCUGUCUUCUGGGAUGUCGCGCCCUUCCAAUUCUUCACUGUAAUCAAUGGCGUGAUCCAUCCAACAAGUUUAAUACCUAGGAAGUCCAUACCGGCAACAGCAUUGUUGGCCGAAAUGUUUUUGAACAUGAAACAUUCAACUCCACCAGCGAAAACCUACGGUCAAGUUUAGUUCAGUUAUCUGUGCACUAGAAGAUAGAAACAUUAUCGCUGACUGAAAAGGACGCUCAUAUCAUUGUCCGCCUUUGUUCGGAAGUAAGAAGCCAUAUAGCACGUUUCUCUCAAUCUACUUUCCUGUACAAUAUAUCAAUCAUGAUGUGUGAUGAACAAUUUUCUUACCUUAAUAACCUUCUGGAGUCUGUAGCAACAAGAGUGCCAAAAAUUAUAUUACAUAAAGCUGAAGAAAUAUUUCCUUCUCUGAAGAGGACCUCCCAGAAUUGUUAUAAAAUCAAGACAGAAAAUGAUGUUGAUGUACUGAGUGUAGAAGAUUCUGUUGGCUUGAGAAUUGAUGAGGUUUAUUCACUAUCAACUUUUUCAAUAACAAAGAAUAGUGAUAAAAUCAAGACAGAAAAUGAUGUGGAUGAACUGAGUGUAGAAGAUUCCGUUGGCUUGAGAAUUGAUGAGGUUUACACACCAUCAGCUUUUCCAACAACAAAGGAUGAAUGGAAGAACUGUAUGGAUUUGGUGAAAGAUGAUUCUCAUUCAGACAGUGAUAUGUCUCAGGAUGGAAAUGUGGUCAUCAAAGUAAAAGCUGAGGAUGUCUCAGAUAUAAAAAUUGAGGAACAUCCUGUUUCAAUAACAAAACAAGUUAUGAAGGAUGAACAGGAGGUAUGUCCAUUAAAGUGUCAAUUGUCCUCAUGUGUGUCUGUCCAUCCCAAUGAAAAAAGUCCCUUCUGAUGACUAAAUUUUGAAAUUGUAUCAAA
This is a messenger RNA of Zootermopsis nevadensis, 2117 nucleotides long. NCBI's taxonomy places the organism in Eukaryota, Metazoa, Arthropoda, Insecta, Blattodea, Termopsidae. The record is from RefSeq and is a predicted model, not a curated record.